CCGUUCACGGGCUGGGCUAGGUUGUCGUGGUUGCGCCAUUUUAUCUAUUCUCCGGUUGCACAUACUUGUUACUGUUAUCAUAGCGCGUGAUUAACAUUUAUAUUUCUCUUUUUUAUCAUUCUAAACGAGGUUUUGAAAUUUGAAUAAAAGCUGGUGAAUUUUAUUUACAAGUGGAUUACGUAUAGUACUUAGACUUUCGCAGAAUCCAUUCUUAUUGGAAUCGAAGAAAGUUGAACAAACGGUUCGCCGGAGGAUUCGAUAUCGCCGUACGGUCUUGAAACGUUCAAUACAGAAAUUGCAAUCAACUAAUACACUAUGUCAAUUAAGGAUGUUCGUUUUGGUUUCAAUUUUUUAACAGACACAGAUAUCAAGUCAUGUAUGGAUUCUGUUAGAGACUUGGAACUGACUUUUGCUUGUUUACCGUUGUCGAGUCUUAGGUUAAAAUCUAAUUCUAAAGUAUUGGAUCCAUCAAAUACUGUUAUGAAUCCUGAGUUUUGUCAAAAGUGGUGUCAUUGUGUUGUCGCAAAAAUUUCUCAACCUAAUGUUGAUUUGGAAAUUGAAAGUACUAGACUAGAAAAUCAAAAAUCUUUUACUCAAGAUAUUUCAUGGGCAACAUUUUUAAACGUAUAUUCCAUAAUGUUUGAGUUACCACUACACGGAGAUGUUGUAAAUUUAGUUAGAUUGCUAGAUAAUCAAAUUGAUAUUUAUUUAAAUUCUGCUGUAUUAAUACAGUUUUGGGCAUUAGUACCAAUAGUCAACUUAAAAACAGAUCCAUGGAAAAAAUGGACUAAAUUCAUAUCAUCUAUAAGAAAUGUAAAUAGAAUAAAAUUAGCAUUGGAAAUUGGGACUGAGUUACCUAACGACGAAGAACUUGACCGUUGGUUAGGAGAACCAGUUGCUGCUUUAAUAAUACAAUCGAAAACAUUUUUGACAAAUAAAAAAGGUUAUCCAGUAUUACCUAAGCCUCAUCAAGUAUUUAUCAAAAAAAUGUUUAAUAUAGGUUGUCAAAUUGUAAUAUCUGGAGAGUUAGGUAUUAAACAACAAUUCAAUUAUUUAGGUCAUCUAUACCAAAAUACUACAUCAUUAACCCCUUACAGUUCUGAUUUUAUUAGUGGUUUUGAAGAUUAUCUUCAGACACCAUUACAACCAUUGAAACAUAAUUUACAGUCAUAUGUUUAUGAAACAUUUGAGCAAGAUCCUAUCAAGUAUUAUGAGUAUCAAAGAGCAAUAUCGAAAGCUUUAGUUGAUAAGUAUGAAGAUGAAGUAAUUGUUGUUUAUGUUGUUGGCGCGGGUCGUGGGCCAUUAGUAGAUGCUACAUUCGAAGCAGCGAAGGAAUCAAAUAUUAAAGUUAAAAUAAGUGCCAUUGAAAAAAAUGAAAAUGCGUUACCAUCUCUGUUUUUAAAAAAUAAAGAAAAAUGGGAAAAUCGUGUUACUAUUAUUAAUGUGGAUAUGCGGUCAUGGAAUCCGUCAGAAAAAUGUGAUAUUCUAGUGUCGGAACUAUUGGGAUCUUUUGGAGAUAAUGAAUUAUCUCCAGAAUGUUUAGAUGGGGCUCAAAGUUAUUUAAAAAAAGAUGGUAUCAGUAUACCUUCAAGUUAUACUUCUUAUCUUGGCCCAAUACAAUCACGUAAAUUGCAUGCAGAAAUAUCGUCGAUUAGGAAUAAUAAAGAUAAUUGUAACUUUCAAAAACCCUAUGUAGUACAAUUAAACAAUGUUUAUUCUAUAGCUCCACCAAAAGCUCUUUUUACGUUUGUUCACCCAAAAAAAAAUGUAGAAGAGAGCAAUGACAGAAGUGGGUUUUUGAAGUUUAAUAUUUCUCAAGAUUGUGUAUUGCAUGGAUUUGCUGGUUAUUUUGAAACUAUACUUUAUAAAGACAUAUGUCUUAGUAUUGUUCCAGAAUCAUUUAGUGAAGGCAUGUUUAGUUGGUUUCCUGCUUACUUUCCUCUAGUAAAACCAAUAUUUCUUAAUAAAGGAGAAGAACUUCAAAUCAAUUUUUGGCGGUCCAGUAGCAAGUACAAAGUGUGGUAUGAAUGGUGUGUGACAAAACCAUAUCAGAGCAUUAUACACAAUAUAAAAGGAGAAAUGUAUUUUAUGUCACUUUAACUCAUUUUGCUAGUCAUCAAUAAUUAUUGUCAAUGUGUUUAUUUUGUAAUAAUUGAAAUAUAUGUUUUAUUUUUUUAUAAUAUUAUUAAAUUACAGUUAUAAAAUGUU
Molecule: messenger RNA, 2208 nt
Organism: Rhopalosiphum maidis (corn leaf aphid)
Lineage: Eukaryota; Metazoa; Arthropoda; Insecta; Hemiptera; Aphididae
Product: protein arginine N-methyltransferase 5-like
Exons: 2
Coding region: 316-2100 (594 amino acids)
Biological process (GO): regulation of DNA-templated transcription; peptidyl-arginine N-methylation
Cellular component (GO): cytosol; nucleus
Source: RefSeq, a predicted model, not a curated record